AUGGAGUCCUUUGAUCUGACCUUUCAUGAAGUGACCUCUGAUGAAAGCCUAAAUGAAGCAUCCAGCUUUGACUCUUUUAGCAGUGUUGUUAACUAUGAAACCUACUUUGACACAUCUGAUAAAUCUCUGCCACAGAAUGCCUACAAUCUGAACACAGCCCAGUACAGCUGGAAAGACUACACUUAUCCCUCAACAGCCUCCAUUCAGACUACUAAUGGUGGGGUUCCCACUGGUCCUAAUGCUAGUUCUGUUCAGCACCAGCCAGUUUGGAGUGACCCUUUGCACGGAAGUCCCCCACAUCGAUCAUUUCUUGUCCAUCCAGAUGAUUCUCUUAGUGAGUCAAAAGGUGUUCAUGUAGACCCAGCAUCUCCAACAGUAACUAUUGCACAGCUGCAAGUUCUUGCACAGGUGUCAUCAAACACAUCAGCUGUCACAAAAGGAGGCAGACGAACUCAAAGAUUUGUAGCUCGGACAGUCACCUCACCAUCAACUCCUAUUCCUCCCACGGCACUCAUGGCUCACCAGUCUGGAGCUUCACCUAUUCCAGCUUCAGCCGCUGGAACCUCAAGUUCAGCACCGGUGCUGCAGGAGAAUGCUGAAGAGAGUCCGGAUGAUAGUAGCUUUGAGACUGUGGCAGAAGCCUUGAGACUACAAUGGUCUGUAAUAGGUAACAAGUCUCUGACCCCAGCCUCCCCCGAUGUAGUGGCUCAGAUUGUUGCCGAGGCAGAAAGAAAGAUGAAGGCUGGAAACGCUAGCCCCUUGCCACAAGCCUUCACACCAGCCACUUCUCCUACACCAUUGACAAACUCAUCAUCAACCCCAGUCAAUGCUGCAGAUGUAAUUAGUUUAUCCAGACCUCUACCCAGCGUCCUUCAGGAAGUACACAGAGACGACUGUCCCAGAGAACUGAUGAGGAUUAUCCCAAAGGAAAUCACCAAAGAAAAGUCACAAACUAACUCAUGGUUUUCUUCUGGAGCCAAAAGUCCAGAUCCGUCUGUGAAUAGAACUAGCGGGAUAAACAGUCCUGUGCCAAAGACAAGCAAAACUACAACUGCUACACCCUCAGUGGGACUCCCAGCUGGUACUGUUGUUUCACAUAAUCAAGAAGUGCAUCAGAAGCUUCAAACAAAUGAUAAUAUUACAUUUUUCUCAGCAUCAGCUAGCAAAACUGCCUCAACUUUUGUGCCUGUGUCCACAGACUCCACACCCAUGAGCCCAAAGGGGGAUAUCUCAGACACUUUCAGUGAAGCUAGUUAUUCAAGUGAACUGGAAAUGGAGAAAUACCUUCAAGGAGCUGUAGCUUCGGUGGGGAUUUCUACCAAUUACCAGCUGGAAUGUGAAGAAUUUCUCAAGUCGUUGCCUCCAAUUAAACCAAUUAAUUUGGAAGCUUAUGCAGCGAUUCCUUUACUGCCACCAAGAUCUGAAAAAUUAUUGGGCAAGAAACAGAAAUUGACUGCAGCUAAAGCACAGAUUAGUAAUGAGAAGACAACUCAGAGUGAGAGUGAACCAAGUACACCCACCAGGAAAGGCAGCAGUACCUCUCUGUAUUCCGCAGAAUCCCCAACACAGUCCACAAAAACCAACUCUACCUCUGGUACACCACUGUUGACAAGAAUGGCAGAUUUUUAUACCCCAGAUUCUAAAAUAGACUUGCCAUCACAUCAGUUGUCCCCAGAAUUUUCUACUGAAAACCGCGGAACCUCCACACCCAAUCAAAGCCCUUACACCCACUCUACAUCUCCUGGAGGGAUUUCCUAUCUCACCUCCUUCAGUAAGAAACAUUUUGAUGAACUGUUGAAAGAGAAGGCGAGACUUCACGGCCAGCUAGAAAUAUUGUCAGAAGAGUCGCAGAUAAUGCUGCAGGAGAGGACAGAGCUGCAAGCACAGUUAGCUACCCUAAAAUCCAAACUGGCAAGUUGGCAAAAGGAAGGUGGUUCAGCUGGUGAUGGAAACUUGAGGAAAGAAGUUGAAAACUUGAGGCUGUCUAGAAAGCUGUUAGAACAGACCAUUGUUGACGCUAACAGAAUGCUUUGUGAAAAGGCUGAAGAAGUCAGGGCGUUUCAGGAUGAGCUUCAAGUUGCCCAGGACACUGCAAAUAGACUUCAGGUUAGGAGUCAGGAGAUGAGAGAUGACAUAAGAGCCAAGGAUAUGAAUGUGCAGGCUUUAAAAAAUAAAAUUGCCGAGUUAUAUGUGGAGGUUCAGACCAGUAUCCAGGCUAAAAUGGAGGCCGAAACAGAAGCCAGAACCUCGAGAAAUGACCUCAUGUCACUAGUGAAAGCAAAAGAGUGGUACCAAGAACAAUUACAGUUAGCUCAUGAUGUUCGGGCAAAAUUGCAAAGAGAGUUAACGAUCCUUCAGGCUCAAGCAAUGUCCCAUGGCACGAUUGUAGAGAGGCUGAAGUCUGAAUCAGCUCGGCUAAGGCAUCAGUUGUCUGAGACCCAACAGCGAGCUCUGCAGGACAAGGAGCUGCUGGCAAGGCACUUGGAAGGAAUACAGUCUGACAUGAUGGAGCGGGAGUCAGCUUUCUUAGAGAUACAGCGUGAAAGAAAACUCUAUGAAGACACUUUUAAUUAUCAGGUAACCACAGCAGAAGAAGAGAAAUCUCGAUUGGCUAUCCUGCAGCAGGCAACCAAUGAACUGGAGGCUCAACUAGAUCGGGCCCAUACGGAGGCAAAGAGACGACAUGAGCAGUUAAUCUCCAUGGAGACAGGGCAGAUGGAUGUCAUGAAGAGACUGGCUGUUGCAGAGGAGACUCUUGCAGACAAGGAGAAAUCUUUAGAGGAGAUGGAACAAAGAAUGAUUCAGAUGGAAUCCCAGCUGCAGGCUGUUAUGUCAGAUCUGACAAAGAAAGACCAAGAAAUCCUUAGUCUGAAGGAGGAGAAAGCCAACACUGAGAUUGCUCUCAGGUCUGCCCUUCAAGAAAAGGCCUCUGUGGAUAAGGCUCUAGAGAUCCUGAAAUCUGAUAUGGGCAGGGUUGAAAAAAGUUUCAAGCAGAUGAAACAAGAAUUGAACCAGAGACUAGCAGAGCUUGAGCUGGCCAGAUUGGAGAAGGAAAAACUGCAGGAAGAAGUGGACCGCACACAACAUGAGCUGGAGUUGAAGUCUCGAAGUAUGGACACCCUGUCUCGUGAUGUCACCGGACGCUCUGCAGCUCAGCAUGGACUUGAGGCUGAAAAGGCCAAACUGGAGGAGGAUCUGCAUGAACUUCAGCUGAAGAUGCAACACUUGGAAUACAUGCUGACCCAGAAAGAGCAGUCACUUGUAGCAGAAACAGGCAAAGUUAACCAGUUGUCAGCAAAGGUCACUGAUCUAGAAGCAAAACUGGAGAUAGCCAAGGACAGCGUACCAGUGGAUAAAGUUAGAAUUUAUGAGAAUGAGAUUGAACUUCUGAGAUUACGAAUCCGUGCCCUAGAAGAAACAGAGAUUGAAGAAGCUAGUGCUUUGGAGAAAGAGAAAGAGAAAAUGCAGGCAGAAAUAACCAGAUUGAAGGAGGAACUUCUCCAGAGGCAAAAAGCUUAUGAUGAGAAUCUGGAUGUUUUAGACAGGAAGUUGAAGGAGCUGACAGACGACAAGCAACAACUGGAAACUGAACUUGGAAUAGCUCAAAGAUCUGAAGAAUUGUCUCAGCUGGAAGAGAGAGACAGUGUUAGAGAGGAGAUUCAGAGUCUGACAAAUGAGCUGAGGUCAGAGAGACAAGGGAAGCAUGAACUGGAGCAAAGGCUGCUAUCAUUACAAGCAAGCAAAGCUGCAGAAAUUGAAGCCCUGCAGAAAAAACUGGACAUUCAGUCGGAGACUCUUCAGGCUCUUCAGUCCCAGCAGACCUUGCUUGCUGACCUUCAGUUGUCCAGUCAGAAUCUGGAGCUGGAGCUUGAAAAGGAGAAAGGAAGAGUUCUAGGGUUGAGCCAGACAAAUGCAGAACUGAAAGAGCACAGUCACCAACUGGAGGCAGCUCUGGCACAAAGAGAGUCUGCCCUUGAAUCUUUGAAAAGGUCAGUUGAAGAGUCGACUCGUGACCUUGACCAGAGAGAUCAGAAGUUCCUGGACAGAAUAUCCAGCCUGGAAGAAGCUGUGGAGAAAGAGUUUGAAGUCCAGCGAGAGCUGCGGAAACAGAUGGGAACAAAGAUCAUGGAAAAUAAACGAUUGAAGAAACAGAAUGAUAGCAUCAAGAUGGAGCUGGAGCAGCUACGCCAGGAUCUGGCCAUCAGUCAGCAGACGGCUGUGGAAGCUAUGGCUGAGCUAGAAACAGCCAAUAAACAAUCACAGAGCCAGCUGACGGAGGCCAGAGAAAACUCUGCACUGGUUAAAUCUCUGGAAGCCGAACUAGACAGAGUGAAACGGGACUUGAAUGACAAUCUGGCCAGACAGCCAGUUCUCCUGGAACAAAUACAGAGCCUGCAGUGGGAGUGUGCCCAGAAGGUCCAUGAAGUUGAGGCAGCCAAGGAACAAAUCAAGAUUGCUGAGGAGAGAGCUCAAGGAGAAAUAGGUGCAGCAAAAGCAUCGCUGCAGGAAAAGCAGUCGGAGAUCGACCGUCUGCAAGCAGAACUGGCUUCUUUAAGGCAAGAGAAGAAACAUCAGCGUUCUCAGGUGAACGAGUUGAGGGGUGCCUUGAAAGCAUCGGUGCAACAUCAUAAGCUGACCAAACGUUUAAAUGAGAAUGACACACUUGACAAAGGUGUCCAGGCGAACAUAGAAAGGAAGGUGGUUAUCCCCCCUCUACCGUUUGAUCUUGCAGUGGUGGAGCAGCUUAUACAAGACACCAGAGUGACCCCCCUUGAUAGCAAACCACUGGACCAACUGUCUGUCUGCCUGUCCUCCCUGAGAGCUGAAAUCAAUGGCCUCCAGAAGCAGAUGGACCGCCAUACCACGGCGGUGCACACAUCCAGUCAGUCUUGGAAGACUGUUCAGAAAGGCGUCAGUGAUCUGAAUGAAGUAAUGAAAACCAUUGCUAACACAAUCAUCGCAGCCAACAGCACACCAACCACCACAGUAACCUCUGCCUCUGACAGAGAACGCACAGACAUUUUACACGUGUAA
Molecule: messenger RNA, 5034 nt
Organism: Candidula unifasciata
Lineage: Eukaryota; Metazoa; Mollusca; Gastropoda; Stylommatophora; Geomitridae
Source: the annotation of a GenBank genome assembly